CCUCGCCAUUGCAAGUUUCCGGAUGAUGUAAGCGACAAAUCGCCACAUCUGACUGUCAGAAGAUCGACUCAGACAAAUCCUUGACGUAAAUCGUCAGAAAGAGAUAGAAAACAGAAUGGACUUGAGUGGGAAGUUAAUUAUAAAAGUCCAGCUAGGCGAUGACAUCAGGAGGAUCCCAAUACACAAUGAAGACAUUACCUAUGAUGAGUUAGUGCUGAUGAUGCAGAGAGUCUUUAGAGGAAAAUUAAACAAUGAUGAUGACAUUUUAAUCAAAUAUAAAGAUGAAGAUCAAGAUCUGGUAACCAUUUUUGAUGAUUCUGAUCUGUCCUUUGCAAUACAGUGCAGCAGAAUUCUUAAAAUAACCUUAUUUGUAAAUGGACAUAGUCUGACAGCCGCAGGAAAUGCCCCCCAGCUGUCUACUGUAAGGAGGGAACUUAGACAUAUACGAGACAGAGUCACACAGCUCCUGGAUCAACUAGAGGUGGGGGAACAGGAAAUCACCAGCUCUGUGGACAGCAAAAGGGCACCUGCUGCUAAAGAUGAACCGAUGGUUGUGUCAGAGAACAAUCGUCGGGUAGAGCAUCCCACCUCUAGUCAGCCCCGAGAUGUCUCCCACAGUAAGGAGUUUGAUCCAUACUCCAGCCAAAAGUCAGUGGAGGAAAACAACCCCAGUAAAGUUAUGUCCUCUUUUGGAAUGAGUGGACAAGAGAGAUCUGGAACCCCAGACAGUAUUUCUAGUAUAGGCUCAUCCACAAACCAGAAACACAAUAUCCAACCCUCCCCCUCCCCUGCAACGCCAGUCUCCCACCCCUCAGCUUUCGUCUCCCCACAGCCAGUCCAGAGCCAGCCUCGGGUCAUUACCCCACAGCAACACCCUGGUCAGCCAAACUUUAGCCAGCAACCCACUGGUUACCAGGGACAGCAACCAGGUUAUGGCCAGCAGGCCCCAGGUUUCCCUGGUGGAUCCCAACAACCCACUCCCCCACCCCAAUCUGGUGCACAGCAGAGACCCUUUCAGAGCCCUGCUACCUCUCAGCCUGACAGACAACCCAGCCCCAUGACUCAUGGAAUGUCUCCUGGCCAACCCUCACAGGGCAUGGCACCAGGUCAGUCAGGGCAAGGCAUGCCUCAAGGCCAACCAGGAAUGCCUCAAGGGCAGCCAGGAAUGCCCCAAGGCCAACAGCAGGGCAUGUCUCAUGGGCCACCACAAUCACAGGGGGUACCUCCAGGACAGCCAGGAUUCCCUCCACAACAAGGAGCUGGUAACUAUGGUUAUGGACAGUAUGGAGGACAAGGCAUGCCUCAGCCUGGUCAAGGCCAAAUGCCUCCGACAUCAGCAGCACAGUGGAAUCAACAACAGGGAAUGUAUCAAGGAGGAUAUGCAGGUCAGCCACAGCCAGGAGGUGCCCCACCCAGCAGUGCUGGACCCACCCCAGGGGGUCAGUCUAAUCCCUACUCCAGAGGAGGAGGGCCAGGAGGAUUUGGUGGUUACCCCAAACCAGCCCAGGGCUAUCCUGGGUAUAAGUAAUGAAAAAGACAUUUUAAAGAAAUUUUAAAGUCCUGUUAAUGUUCGUAAUAUAUUUGCUUUAAAUUUGUGGUAGCUCUGUCAAAGUAAAAUAUUUAUUCUGCAAAGUUUCUGUUUUUAUUAAGUGCAAUACUAACUUCAAAAACGAAUAAAUUUGAAUUGUCAAACACAUCCAUUUAAUUCACUUUAUAAACUCUCAAGCCAAUUCAAACAGUGAUUGAAUUAAACAUUCUUUGACAUUGAAGCUGAUGAAAACAUUAUGCUAUGUAUUUUUUUAUUGAUUUAUUGUAUAGUAUCAUGAAUAUAUUUAUGCAUUGAAUUGUUUAUUUGAAAGAUUUAUGAAUGCCAUGUUAGUAUUGGUAAAAGAGAACUGUAUUGUGAGUGUGUUAUUUUAAUCAAGAUCUGUUAAAAUGAUAAUUCAUCAUGAAGUGAUGUAUAUGUACAUAUUUUAAUUGUACAUGUAAGCAUUAGUUGGUUGUGUUUUGUAAGACUGAAUGCUUGCUUGAAAUGAGAAGUUUAUACCCAUAUCAUAUCACAUUGCAUGAUUAAGUGGUUAUAGAUAAAUGUUAUAAAAGUAGAAUUACUCAUCCAUUUUAUUAUUAUUAUUUUUUUUUUUGUCAGUUGGUAAAUUUAUAAUGAAGACCAUUUUUAAAUUGUAAUGUCACAGAAUGAGAGCAAAGGAUUGAAAUCAGUUAUGGUUAAACCAUAUUUUCAGACCACAAGAAAAGACAUCAUUAAAUUUUUAACCAUUAUAAAUCUAUCAAUUGUGAAAUCAGCCCAAGACCAAGUUGCUUAUAGGAUUUCAAUAUUUUAAAAAAAUCAUACUUAAAGCUUUUGAAUAAGUGAGCUGCUUGCUUCACAGCUACAUCUAUACCACUUUCCUUUAAUUUAUAUAGAUUACAUGUAAAUACAUAGAUAUAUUUUGAAAUUUGCAUUUAGAUCUUUUCUGUUAAUAGAUAUUUAAGAUAUUGCUAUUUUUUUUUUUUGAAUUUAUAUUUGUUGCAGAAAUUCAAGAGUUUGUGAUGUUUUUGUCAAACACAAAUAUACAAAUGGCAAAUUAGAGGAAAAAUAUUGCAAUAUUUGGUUAGAUUACUGAAUAAAUUCAUUAAUAGAAAUUGUACAACAAAUUUCAAGUAACUUGUUUGUGAAUCUAAGCAUGAUUCCAUGCUUAUGAAUCCAAGUGACAAUAUGAUAGUGAAAAUAUGAUUAUAAGCAUUUCUUGUAAUCCCAUUAUACCUGAUGUGUAUCAUAUGAAAUAUCACUACAAUAUCUGUAACAGAAUGUGAUGUUUUAAAUAAAUACCUUUUUUUUGUUAUGAA
This is a messenger RNA of Saccostrea echinata, 2844 nucleotides long. Its product is annotated as protein TFG-like. The record is from RefSeq and is a predicted model, not a curated record. Gene Ontology annotation, biological process: COPII vesicle coat assembly; endoplasmic reticulum to Golgi vesicle-mediated transport. The transcript has 8 exons. NCBI's taxonomy places the organism in Eukaryota, Metazoa, Mollusca, Bivalvia, Ostreida, Ostreidae. Gene Ontology annotation, cellular component: endoplasmic reticulum exit site. Gene Ontology annotation, molecular function: identical protein binding. The coding region runs from base 116 to 1528 and encodes 470 amino acids.